CUCCAUCGCGACUCCACCACUCUUCACUCUGCAUCAACACACCCCUCACGCACGCCAUGGGCCUAUGGCAGAAUGCUCUAGUCAAUAUGGGCUUGGCCCAGCAAGGGCCAAAGAUUACAGCGCAGGACCGGGCCGUGUUGGACCUCAAACUCCAGCGCGAUAGGCUCAAGCAGUACCAGAAGCGGAUCCAAGUCGUGCUGGAUCGCGAGCACGAGAUUGCCAAGGACGCACUUGCCAAGGGCGACAAGCGGAGAGCCCUCACCGCACUCAGGCAACGAAAGUACCAGGAGCAGCUGUUGACGAGGACCGACGGACAGCUGCAGACGCUUCAGGAUCUGGUCAGCUCCAUCGAGUUCACGCAGAUCCAGGCUGCCGUCGUGCACGGCCUGGAGCAAGGAUCUGCCGUCCUCAAGCAGCUCCAGAAGGAGGUGUCUCUCGAGCGCGUCGAGAAGCUCAUGGACCAAAGCCGCGAGGGCAUCGAGUACCAGCGCGAGAUUGACGAGGCGCUCGCGAGCCAGAUGAGCCCGGAGGAGGAGGAGGCGGUGCAGCGUGAGCUGGAGGAGUUGCAACGGGAGGCUUUGCCCAAGAUCCCAGACGUGCCCGACACGCAGCCCAUCAGCCUCCCAGACGCGCCGGUGGACGAGCCGGCCGAGGCGGAGCCAGCCGCGGCGACAAAGGCGCAGGCGACGCACCCCGCCCUCCCCGUCGCGGCGGACAUCCUGUCCACGCUGCGGCAUCUCACCGCCCCAGGCAAGGGCAACGACCUGCGCGCGGAGGAGCGGACGGCGCUGGUCGGCGUCGCGGCGCUGUUGGGGUGUGAGCGAGUCCAAUCGCACGACCUGCUCGAAACCGCCGUCCAGCGCGCCUCGAGCGUCUCGCCCGCGCGCUUCAAGUCCGCGCUGGCGACGUCGCGCCGCCUCCUCGCGGCGGCGGAGGAGUCGGCGCCGUCCCCUUCCCGCCGCAGGCCAGCAACGCAGGCCGCGCCGGCGCCGACGGCCGUGCCGGCCCUCUCGCCAUUCGCGACGCCCAAGAAGAAGUUCAAGUACGCCUCUGGCGUCGACCUGUCCGGGCUCGUCAGCAGCCCGCACAAGCAUUCCCCCGCCACGGGGAGCCCGCUGAGGUCGAGCGCUAGUGCCAGUGCGAGCGCUGUCGCGACGCCGUCGAAGCGCGCGCGCGAGGUCGACGACGGCGACGAGGUUGAGACGACGCCGACCAAGCCGCGCGCCACGCCGCGCGCCGCGUCGGCCCGCAAGACGCAUAACGACGACGACGUCGCCGCGUUCUUCGCGCUCCGGCCCGGCGCUGGCACGAGCCCGGACAAGGGCAAGGGCAAGGCUGAGGCCGAGGACACCGCCGACGCCAACCUCGACUUUCUGCACCGCCUGCCCUCCCCGCCAGCGGUGUCUCGGCGGCGCACGAAGCGCCCGCGCAGGGACUGGACGUACGCCGAGGCAGUGUGGGCCUUGCCUGAUACCACUGAGCUGCUAGACGGGCUGGCCGCGAACGCUUCGGCAUUGCGUGACGAGCUGGCGGACGACGCCGACACGGAGCCGAAGGGCACAACCCUCGCCGCGCUCGUCCUCGCUACCUGGUCAUGA
This is a messenger RNA of Vanrija pseudolonga, 1598 nucleotides long. RefSeq names its product Charged multivesicular body protein 6 (gene Chmp6). Gene Ontology annotation, biological process: vesicle budding from membrane; late endosome to vacuole transport via multivesicular body sorting pathway. The record is from RefSeq and is a predicted model, not a curated record. The transcript has 8 exons. NCBI's taxonomy places the organism in Eukaryota, Fungi, Basidiomycota, Tremellomycetes, Trichosporonales, Trichosporonaceae. The coding region runs from base 57 to 1598 and encodes 513 amino acids. Gene Ontology annotation, cellular component: multivesicular body; ESCRT III complex.